UGCAGGGGUGGGGGACGAAUCGCUCAAAAUGAAGUACAAAGCAGCUUUGCUGGGGGCGGGGAAAAACAGUACUCGGUAACUAAUAAGCCAUGCGCUGUCUUCGCCUUACCAAACCUCUGCAAAAGAGCCGGUGCGAAGCUGUUGGUUUCCGCAAGACACGCCUACGUAGUCGGUUCCCGUCCCCUCGACUCCCCAAAAGACGCCAGCAGUAGCGAACAAGCUCUGGAUCUGGUUUUUCGACGCCUUGCUAUGAGGCUGGCAGAUGAGAAUGUCUGCUGACGUCGAAUCCAAAUGAUAUUUUCAGGUUUUCUAUUGAUCUUGGUGCUAACAGAAGAAUUAGUAGUUGCUGUUCAGGUACUGACUCCUAAACUUGUGUCAUCUCAAAGCCUCCUGAUGGACAAUAUUAGUAUUUUAGCUAUGGAGACAACUCCAGAACUUGCAGGCCAUCACACAACCAAAUCUUUGUCUACAACAACUCUUGCAAAUGCUGGUUCCAGUAGUAUAGCAGAGACUUCUGUUCCUUCUGUUGGCCAGAAGGAAUUAAACAACAGCCAUUUUGUUGAUAACACAGAACCUUAUCAUUUAUACAACCAGAGUGCUUUGUUGUCCAGGAAGUCACUUAACAAACGAAAUAUGUUUCUGGGUAUCCAAGGCAAUUUCACAGCAUUUACAGAACCUUAUCUAAAAGCAGAAUUGUAUUCUUCUGCUACCACAGAAAAUUGGCCCCCAGAAUAUCCAUUUCAGACCCAGCCUACAGUUCACACCAGUCAUCAAAAUACUUUACAGGGAACCACAACAGACUCAACUUAUUCUAUUCAUACCUUGGAAGGCCUUAAUGAAACAGAGAAGGGGAAAUCAUCAGAACUGAUUACACAGGAGAUUGAUCUCAUUACCUCAACAAUUGUUCCAUCAACUGUUCCUGAAAUGGUGACAGUGCCUUUUAAACCCACACGGUAUGGCAUACAGAAUAUACUGGGAAAAAACAACUCAUGGAUAAAUCCAAGCCAGAAUACAGAUCAGGUAGCCUUUUUUUCUGGUCCUAGGACAACAGCAACAGAAGUAGACUUUGGACACCCUAGUCCAAAUGAUGUUGAUGCCAGUCUUUCCUCCUUAUAUACAACCGGGAGUUCUAUUGAGGAACCAGCUACCACACUGCAUCCCUCUGGACAUAAUGCUAGCUUGCCAAGCAGUACACUGUCUAUGGAAUCCUCAACAUGGAUUUCAAGUUCCAUUUCAACAGCCACAGAGAAUUUCCUAAACAGACUGGUACCUGCUGAUACCAGAAAGCCUGAUGUCUCAGGCAAUAUUUCUCAUGUCCCAGAAAGGGACAAGUCCCAGUACAGAGCAACUAUUUGUCUCAGCAAAGUGGAUAUAGCAUGGAUCAUCUUGGCCAUCAGUGUACCUGUAUCCUCAUGCUCUGUGCUAUUAACUGUGUGCUGCAUGCGACGAAAAAAGAAGACAUCAAAUCCAGAAAACAACCUGAGUUAUUGGAACAAUGCAAUCACCAUGGACUACUUCAAUAGGCAUGCAGUAGCAUUGCCAAGAGAAAUACAAUCCUUUGAAACAUCUGAGGUAGGAGAUGCAGUUCUGGAAAAUGCCCGCCUCAUGUUGCAAACAGAAAGUAUUCAAGCAUGUGCUGAAGAUGUUAAAGACAGGUAUGAAAAUGAGCAACCAUUUCGAAAAGUAGUGGAAGAUGAAAUUAACUCGCUCUAUAAAGUAAUUGACCAUGCUAAUUUGACUAAAGUAGACCUGGAGAGUCAGAUAGAAAACAUGAAGAAAGAACUAGCUUUAUUGUCAAAGAAUCAUGAAGAGGAUAUCAAAAUGCUUUACAAACAGCUUGCUUUAUCAUCAGUGGAAGAAUCAGAAACCCCCAUUGGAAUUAGCUUGGAUGACAUUUUGAAGAAAAUCCAGAUUCAAUGGGAGAAAAAUAUUGAACAAAACCAUGCUGAGACUGGUAUCUUGCUCCAUGCUAAGCAAUCCACAGAAACAGUGCCUGCUAUGCAAACACAAGAGGCAGAGUUGGCUGAAUCCCUAAGGGCAGAAUUUCAUGAAACAGCUUGCAAAAUUCAAAGCCUUCAAGUAGAGACUGAAUCACUGAAAACACUGAAAAGAGGCUUAGAAAACUCUCUUUAUGAUGUCAAGCAUUGGCAUGAUAUAGAGCUUCAGAAUUUAGGCUCUAUCAUUGGCAAACUGGAAGCAGAAGUAAGAGAAAUCCAAGGAGAAACUGAGCAGCAGCAAAGAAAUCAUGAAACUCUACUGUCCAUUAAAACACAACUUGAGUCAGACAUUGCUGUGUAUCACUGCCUUCUAGAGAAGGAAAGCAGCUGAUCUCUUUCUUGUCAGAAGACCAGUAUUACCAUUCAAAGAAAAGUAUCUUAUUGGCAAGUGUUCAUGUAAAACAUGACAAAGUUCGUUUGAUUUACCAAUCUAAGUAUUAUAUUAAAUGUCCUAAAUUACUGCUUUGCAUAAAAAUAUAAUUGAAUAAAA
Messenger RNA from Pseudonaja textilis, 2487 nucleotides. The record is from RefSeq and is a predicted model, not a curated record. NCBI's taxonomy places the organism in Eukaryota, Metazoa, Chordata, Lepidosauria, Squamata, Elapidae.